AUGGCUACUACAGAUAGAACUACGCCAGAAGUUUCACAAAUGACGCGCCGGCGGGGAAACGUGGUAUACAUGCCAUGUAUGGCUCUGUUCAUGGGUGGAAUCAUAUUUCGCCGCACUAUGACAUCUGGCACCAAUCAACAGCGCUCUUAUCUGGCCCCAUCUACUGGAAUCAGGCGUUUCACCAGCAACGACCGAUGCUUCAGCGCCAUGGCGCCUUGUUGGGAUAUUCUUCCAGCCGGGAUCAAUCACUAUCACCACCGCGACUUUUCCGUUGGGCAGGGUAGUUCACAAAAUCUGCGGCAUGCUUUGAUGUUAGGGGCCAGCGCAAAGUCAAAUCAAUAA
Molecule: messenger RNA, 342 nt
Organism: Blastomyces dermatitidis ER-3
Lineage: Eukaryota; Fungi; Ascomycota; Eurotiomycetes; Onygenales; Ajellomycetaceae
Exons: 3
Coding region: 1-342 (113 amino acids)
Source: RefSeq, a predicted model, not a curated record